This is a messenger RNA of Arabidopsis thaliana (thale cress), 1584 nucleotides long. RefSeq lists its product as uncharacterized. The record is from RefSeq and is marked reviewed. Lineage: Eukaryota; Viridiplantae; Streptophyta; Magnoliopsida; Brassicales; Brassicaceae. The coding region runs from base 265 to 1020 and encodes 251 amino acids. The transcript has 5 exons.
UUUCGUUAGAGAAUUUUUAAUUUCACCGGAGAAAUAUAUUUAUGAUUAAUUUGGCCUCAAUCUUGGAUUCGAUGUGAUCCCGCCAAACAAACUCUUACUCUUCCCCUCCUCACGAAAUUCUCCACCGUCGAAUAAUUCUUCGUCGUUCUCUUACUCUUCUCCCUCCGUUGAUCUGUGAUGUGUCGCCGGAAAAUUUAGACAUUAGAAGAAGCUUCGUGAAUCAUUUGUCUUUUAUGAAGGGACAUCGGAGCUGCCACGAGAUUUAUGAUGCUUUGUGGUUCUUUACGAGAUCGAAUUCAUCCUUGGCUUCGCGAUUAUGUUAAACUCCAAUCUCUCGCCGUCUUCCUUAUUUAUGCUCAGAUUGGGUGCGCGCUAAUCGGAUCACUAGGAGCAUUAUACAAUGGAGUUUUGUUGAUAAAUUUGGCGAUUGCUUUGUUCGCGCUUGUUGCUAUCGAGAGUAAUAGCCAAAGUCUCGGCCGCACCUAUGCGGUUCUUCUUUUCUGCGCUCUUCUUCUUGAUAUCUCAUGGUUCAUACUUUUCACCGAAGAGAUUUGGAGCAUUUCAGCUGAGACGUAUGGAACGUUUUUCAUAUUUUCAGUGAAACUUACAAUGGCGAUGGAAAUGAUUGGUUUCUUUGUGAGGCUAUCAUCCUCGCUUUUAUGGUUUCAGAUUUAUAGGCUGGGGGCUGCUAUCGUGGACACUUCACUUCCUCGUGAAACAGAUUCGGAUUUACGAAAUAGCUUCUUGAAUCCACCAACUCCUGCUAUAGCUAGACAAUGUUCAGGUGCUGAAGAAAUCUUGGGAGGUUCUAUCUACGACCCUGCCUACUACACCUCUCUAUUUGAAGAAAGCCAAACCAAUAUAAAUUCACCCAAAGCUACUCAGGUAAAUCAUUAUUCAGCUGGGAACAAUGGAUCACCAUCUGCUGCAGAGGCCUCUCAUAUUAAGUCUCCCAUAUUCAGAUCCUUGCAUUCAAUUGAUGAAGAGAAGGGUUUGAAGAAACCGGUUAGUCUCCAUUGAUUCCACAUAUGUUCUUGGUCGUAUUUGCAGUAUAUCUUUAUCACUGUUAAUUCACACAUAAUAAGAUAAAUCUUGUUUUGAAUAUCUUUUGUAGGAAGAAAUGUGUUUGAAGCAAACGGGGAUGGCUUCAAUAUGAUUCAAGAAGGGUAGUGUGACCAUUUGUGCAUCUAAGCAAACGAGUUGUCUGUUGAGGUUUAGUUAUCGGAUUUUGAAGCCGAUAAAAAUGCUAUUCAUCAGUGUUCCAUAAGCGAGGGAGAAUUAUGAAGAGUCGUCGUGUCCAUACAAAGCAGAGCAAGAAGAUUACAUAACACCUACAAAAACAUGAGAUUCUAUAUGUUGAGGACAAGUAAGCACUGUUUCUACUUUGCUAUUUCAUUAUUUGUUUUGUCUGAAAAUAUGUUAUUUUUGGGGAUAUAUGGUUUAGAAUAGAGUCGGAAUCUACUUGAUGCAUCAUCCAUCAUAUAAAAUUCUUUCCGAGUUUUUUCUUGCGUGUAAAUGGAAUGGAGAUACUUUCUUUUUAUGUUUUUGGUUUGCAAGUGGAGAUAGUAAAUUAAAAGAUUUCGG